AGACUCGGCUUCAUAAUUUAAAAAUCUUUGAGUAAUCUCUUCCGUUCUCCUAAACGUAGUCGUUUCACAUUAGACUCAAAUCUUUAAACAACAGUUAUGUCUCCGUCGACGGCGGCGAUUUUCGUCGGUCCAAUCUUAGCGGUGGACGCCGCCGUAUCUCGCGCAAUUCACACGGCGGCGAAACCAUCCCUCCCACCGUUUCUUCUCCUCUUCCUCGAAAUCUCAGCUGAUUUCAGAUUCUCCUUCCCCGUAUCACUUUCCCUCCUCCUCUCCCCUCCAUUACGCUCUUUCCUCGUCCCAUUCCUCCUCGGCCUCCUCUUCGAUCUAAUCUUCGUCGGACUCGUGAAAUUGAUCUUCCGUCGUGCUCGUCCCGCUUACAAUCACCCUUCAAUGUCCGCCGCUGUAUCAGCUGAUCACUAUUCCUUUCCCUCAGGUCACGCCUCUCGCGUCUUCUUCGUUGCUGCAUCUGUUCACUUCUUCUCAGCUGUUGUAGAAGCUCCGACGGUUGGUCCAACCUACUCUUUCUUAGAUGGAUGGAUCAGAGAUCAUAACGAUGGCGUUGUGAAAGGAGAGGUUGUGGUGGCUGUAUGGAUCUGGGCAACAUUGACUGCGGUUUCUAGGAUUCUGUUAGGGAGACAUUAUGUGCACGAUGUAGCUGCUGGUGCUUGCUUAGGGAUUCUAGAAGCUCUCUUUGCUCUUCGGUUUCUGAGAUUUGAUGAAUUGAUCUUUGGAAGACUCUUUCGUUAUCGUCAGAAAGAAAACCGUUGCUACAUUUCCCAAGAAUCAUAUUAUCUCUUUCAACCGAUGCCUUCGCUUUGUUGGAUAUAUACUCUUGCAAGCUCGGUCACAGGAGAUGCGUGUGAAAUUGGACCCACCCUGCAGUAUGUAAGAGGCUGUCUUCUACGAUCGUGGAGCAAACUGGGUGGGAGAUAUUAUUUUUAAAAAUAGCUAUAAUUGAAGCUUGAAUGAAAGGUCCAAGAUUGUUUUUUUCUUGAGUAGCUUUUUCACCUUCUAAUUAUUCCUCUACUUUUUUUUUUUGGGUGAAAUGUAGAAGAUGGGUAUGAAUGUGAUUGAUUGAUUGUGACAUCAUAAACUUGCUCAAUUAUCGCUGACAGAAUUUGUUAUGUGUCAGCUGUUUCUACAGCAAUUCCUGCAGGAAACUCUGUUGAUUAGACUGAGAAAACAGAGCCAAAGCUUAGAUGGCAAGGAGGUGUAAAGUCCCGAUCUGAAAAUUCAGUUGACAUGACUCUCUCACGGUAACAAUCUCUUUUUCUAAGAUAUAACCACCAUAUUGCUUCUUGGAUUGGGUUCUUGAUGGUAUCCUUAUAAACCCGAUACCAGAACCAACCGGUUAUGAGUUUGGAGUGAGAGUAUGAGUGUGUUAUGAAUUAUGGGAUUGGUAUGUGUUGUUUACCUUGGAUUGGUUCCUGUCAUCAUUUAUGAGAGGGUGUGUAAUGAAUUAGGAUUGGUAUGUGUUGUUUUCUUUGGUGUUAUGUAUGCUGCAAAAGUAGAGGCACACAAAGUAGGAUGGUACAUCAAGAACAAUGCCCACCAUUGGAAAACUUUGAUUAAUGAGUUCACAUGGUUCUCUCCUGUAGAUAAAACAAGGACAUACCUUGUUUCAACCUUAAUGAUCACUCUUAGUUUUUUGUGGCUACCAAACAAAACCUCUUUUAAUAUUUCAGUGUCUCCUCAUCAGACCCUACCACCAUUUUGAGCACGCGGCGUCGUAGUUUUUUGACAAAAAAAAAGAACUGGAACAGCCCCAGUUUUAUGAUUAGCAAAAGAGAGUGUGAUUAGCAAACUGAUAAAUCAAACACUGUAAAAGAUAAAGGAGUGAUAUUUGAGUUGAGAGGUGGUGAUGGAACAUUGUAGCAGUGAAUCUCCUUUUACAUCUGAGAGUGGCAGAGGGUUGAAAGGGGUCUGGUCUGGUCAUCUCUUUGUUACCAUAUUUGAGGUGAAUUAUUGUUGUACUAGAGUUUCUUAUUUUUGCCCUAAAUUUUGCAAGUCAAGCACUCCCCCUGGGACUGUGACCUAGCUCAGGUAAAAAAGUGGAUCUAAAGCUAGAGAGGUCUGAUGCUGUUUCUGAGUUCAUCAUUAUCAUGUCCUGCACUAACAUCCCAAAAAAAGGAAGAAAAUUUUGUUUGAAAAAGAAAAUUUGAUUACAAGCAUGUGAGUACUUUUUAUUAGAAAUUCUGAAAGAGAAGAGGAUAGUACCAACAACACACACACAUACACCUAUAAGAAAUAACUUUCUUCUGAUGUUUCUUUUCGGGCUUUGUUUCAUAUUCUUUUGUGAAAGUUGAAAUUUUUUACUUCUAAUUUGUGACAUAAUAAUUGCAGGUUAGGAGGAGGUUUAACAGCAGGAAUUGAAUUCAAAUAUUGGUAUUUUUGGUAUAAUAAUAAAAAAAAAUCAUAAAACUGAAAUUUCAUUUUCUUUUUGGGGGGUCAUUGUGGGUUGUCCUCCACUUUCUAGUUUUCUAUGGCACUCGUGUUCUCAUAAACUGUGUAUAUUUGUUAAAUAAUAAGAAAAUAUAGAGAUAAAACUUAUAAAGGACCA
Molecule: messenger RNA, 2560 nt
Organism: Camelina sativa (false flax)
Lineage: Eukaryota; Viridiplantae; Streptophyta; Magnoliopsida; Brassicales; Brassicaceae
Product: putative lipid phosphate phosphatase beta
Molecular function (GO): sphingosine-1-phosphate phosphatase activity
Source: RefSeq, a predicted model, not a curated record